Exophiala xenobiotica is the source of this 1404-nucleotide messenger RNA. RefSeq lists its product as uncharacterized. Lineage: Eukaryota; Fungi; Ascomycota; Eurotiomycetes; Chaetothyriales; Herpotrichiellaceae. Bases 1 to 1404 code for a protein of 467 amino acids. Gene Ontology annotation, molecular function: hydrolase activity, acting on carbon-nitrogen (but not peptide) bonds, in linear amidines. The record is from RefSeq and is a predicted model, not a curated record. The transcript has 3 exons.
AUGCAGCUCACAAAAGAGCGCAAGGAAGUCCUCCAAGGCACAAAGUCAAGCACGGCUGCUGCAAAUGAUGUCUCUACCUUGAAGAUAAACGGCAGCAGACUGAUGUCUUCGCUCCAUGAAUCAUGUGAAUUUGGAAAGGCGCAUCCUUAUGGAACACACGAGACAGAGACGGGGAUGGCCCGUCUAGCUCUCAAUGCAGCCGACAAAGCUGCUCGACAGUGGUUCGUGCAAGAAGCAAAAUCUCUGGGCUGCAAAGUCACAAUCGACCAAAUGGGCAACAUUUUCGCUGUGCGACCUGGGAAGAAUUCAACAGUGGCUCCCGUCAUGAUGGGCUCGCACCUAGAUACACAACCCACUGGCGGAAGGUACGAUGGAAUACUCGGUGUUCUAGCUGGUCUGGAGGUUUUGAGGACGCUCCAUGAAUGUGACUAUCAGAGUGAAGGAAGUAUUGGGGUCGUAAACUGGACCAAUGAGGAAGGUGCCCGGUUCCCAAUCAUCACCGUCUCUUCAGGCGUCUGGUCCGGUGCUGUUCCAUUGGAAACGGCGUGGAACUGCCAGGAAGUCACCCCAAGCCAGGAUGGCAACCGAUACACCAUGAAAGAAGAACUAGAACGCAUCGGCUUCUUGGGCAGCACUCCCGCAUCGUACGAAUCCCAGCCUAUUGCCGCACAUUUCGAGCUCCACAUCGAACAAGGUCCAAUCCUGGAGGAUGAGAGACGUAGAAUCGGAGUUGUCAGUGGCGGACAAGCUUACAAAUGGUUCGAAGUAGUUGUCCGAGGUAGGGAUAGUCACGCUGGGACAACGCCUAUGGCAGCAAGAAAAGACUCAGUCCUGGCUGCCGCCAAGAUGAUCGUCGAAUCGAACAGAAUCGCAAAAGCGCAUUCCGGACUGAUCACAACUGGCCUUGUCGAGACGGAUCCGGGGAGUAUCAACACCAUGGCGCACACUGCCCGCUUCACUCUCGAUAUGCGGCAUCCUUCGGACAGCGUACUUGCGCAGAUCGAAGACGAAUGCCGGAAGACAUUCAGCAUGAUCGCCGCGGAAGACAGUGAGAGAGGGGUCUCGCUGGAAUGGCGACAACUGGCUGCAAACCCAGCAGUCACAUUUCACCACGAUUGCAUUACCGUCAUCGAACAGGCUGCGGAAGAGACUGUCGCAGAUCUGCCAAAGACUACUGAAGACGGGAAAUUAUGGAAGCAUAUGGUCAGUGGCGCAGGCCACGACAGUUUCCAUACUAGUCGAAGAUGCCCGACUGGUAUGAUCUUCACGCCAACGAGAGACGGGCUGUCACACACACCAACGGAAUACUGCAGUCCUGAAGAUUGUGCACUUGGCGCACAGGUGUUGCUUGGGGCGGUUUUGAGGUACGAUAGGUUGCGAGUUGAGAGAGGAAUGCUCGCUUGA